GCGGCCGCGCAACCGCCUGGCCUCUGACUAAAUGAUCAACAGUGAAACAACACUCCCCAGUCCGAGAUACAUUGAUGCAGGGAAAUCAAUGCACGGAUAAUCACACUCCGAUUUUUUUUUGGGGGGGAAGAAUUUACAUGUGGAGUGCAGUGAAAAAUGAAUCGAAAACAUAACUAUUUGGAAUAAAGAAAAAGCACCUAGUGAAUAAAUAUUUGGGAGAAUGGGAGUGGGUGAUUUUGUUGUGCCCUGUGAGGUGUUUGAGGAGAGGGGUGGUGUUUAGCUGAAGGUUUGAGAAUGUGAUUCCUGACAGGAGAGUGCGGGAACAGCUGCUGGAGCUGACCUAUCUUAGCCCCUGAUGUGAUGGCGAGGAAACCCCGUUAGGCAGGCGCUCUUCAUGACGGUAAAGAGUUGUACCCAGCUGAGACGUGGCGUGAUGUGGGUAUGGAGCAGCCUCUGGCAGAAUCGACGCUGCAAUAGGGGAGUGAGAGACGCUUAAAGCAAGAGGCGCACCCCAGGCGUUCUAUGAUGUCGGCUCAUGCAGUUGACAUGGAUGAUGAAGAUGGGCGUUGUCUCCUAGAUGUAAUAUGUGACCCUCAGGCCCUCAAUGACUUCCUGCACGGUUCAGACCAGCUUGACGGUGAGGAUCUCCUGGACACGAACGCUGAUCCAGCCAGUGCUUUCUUCACCGAUGCCUCGCUCAAUGUACAGGAUGCAUCGGUGAACCACCUGAACAGUGGCCAGCCUCCCAGCUCCAGCGGCGCUGUUGACCUGGACUUCCUGGAGGAUGAUAUCCUGGGGCCGAGCUCGGCCUCGAACCUGCCCGGCUCAGCAGAGCCAUGCGACAUUCUUCAGCAGAGCCUGCAAGAGGCCAACAUCACCGAGCAGUCACUGGAGGAUGAUGCGGGGCUGGACAUUGGGUCGCUGCAUUUCUCCUCGUUGCAGCCAGUGUCGCAGGGGGCUGAGGCGGCGCAUCUGUUUGCCGGCAGCACGGAGCUGAUGGGGCUGCAACAACAGCCGUCCGCAGUGCUGGCACAGCAGACCCUGAUCCAGCAGCAAACCAUCGCUGGCCAGGUGGUGAACAAGGCUAUCAACAUCCAGCCUUUCCUGCAGCAGGUGGGACUGGGCAACGUCACCCUUCAGCCUGUGUCCAACAUCCAGGGUCUGCCCAACGGGAGCCCCUCCGGCACGCUGGGCAUCGGCCAGAUCCAGGUGGUCGGUCAGUUGUCCAGCCAGCCGGUCAUGGCCCAGCAGAUCAUCGGCAAGGCCGGGCAACCCACGGUGACCACAGUGCCGGGAGUCAGUUACAUCUCCUCACCCGCAUCUGAGCAGCAAGUGUCCGCGGUGUCACCCACCAACGCCAGCCUGGUGCUGCAGAAGAAUGCCGGUCCCAACGCGCACAACGGCAACUCUCUGUUUGCAGGGCAGGCGGGGGUGCGUCCCGCAUCUGGCCCCACACUCAUGCAGGCACAGCUGGCUGGCCCCAACGUCAUUGUCCAGCGCACCCCAACACCCAUUCAGCCCAAGCCCAGUGCCAGCUUAGUGCAGCACAAACUCUUCCAGAUCAGCUCCAAGCCCUUCUGCCCGUCCUCCGCAGCCCUGUCCCUGCAGGCCGAUGCUCCACUGCAGCAGUCGCAGGCUCCGCAGCAGAAAGCCCAGCCUAACGUCGCAUUCAUGGCCGGCAAACCGGGCCAGAACGUGGUAUUCUCUGCCUCGGGGCCCGGCUUCUCCUCGGGGGUAUUCAAGCCACAGCAAGCCCCCCCGCAAGCCUUCGGCAAGCCGCUGAGCCUGCAGCUGCAAGGGGGCAGCAUCGUCAUACAACCGCAGCACAUGCACCAGGCCAUGCUGCAAGGCCAGAAUCAGUUCCUGUUGCAGGGGCAGCUUACGGGCGGACAACUCUCCCAGCAGCUGUCUGCUCUGGCACCCGGGGUGGGGGGGCAAAUCCUCACAGCUCAGCCCACGGGCCCCUCACCCAACACCACUCACAUCAUCACCAACCAGGGGCUACCCGCACAGAUCCUCACCAACCAGGGCCUAGCCGGGCAAAUCAACCUGGGCCAAGUGAUUGCCCAGAAUGCCCACGGGGCCACGCACAUUCUGUCCGGCCCCAUCCAGCUGCAGGCAGGACCUGUGGGGCCCUCCACCGUCUUCCAGAUGCCUGUCUCGCUGGCUGGCGGCCUGGGGCCGCAGGGCACCGGGUCAGGGACCGGGUCUGCUGUCAUCCAGGGAGUGGCCAUGCCUGGUCAGCCCACCGUGCUGGGGGCCGGAGUAGGCGAGGCCCAGGCUCAGGCUCAGGCCGGGAAUUCCGCAACCACCACCAGCCUUGUAGCCCUGGGCAACGGGCAGGGAUCACUGCUGACCGUGCAGAGCCCUGGCCCUCCACUGACCCCGGGGACCCAGGCCGGCAGCACCAGCACUGCACCCACCGGCAAGAUCGUGGUGGCCCCAUCGGGGCCGGCAGCCGCUCAGGACACCACACAGGUCUUCUUCCAGCAGCAGGAACAGAGGCAGCAGCAGCUUUACCAGGCAGCUCUGAAACUGCAGCAGGAGCGAGGAUUGAACCAGCCGCCCCACAGCCUAGCCCCCACCAUCACCACCAGCAGCGUGCCCGCCUCUGUCAUCGUCAGCAGCAGCCUGGGCCUGGCAUCCGGCCCCAUCCCCGAUGCCAAGGGACACGCACCACUGCCCACACUGCCCGUCACACAUUUCCAGCACACCCUGCCUGGUCAGAUGGCUGCAGGGCAGCAGAAGACGCCAACAUCGCAGUCUCCUGCCCCCCAGGCUACAGGGAGCGACGGGCAGCUCCACAUCCAGAUGUCAUCUCCCCAUCAGUCGCGCCCCCCUUCCCAACCCCAGCCCUUGUCCCGCCCCCCCUCCCGGCCCCAGUCCCGCCCCUCCUCCCAGCCGCAGCCCCUGUCCCGCCCCCCCUCCGAGCCCCUGUCCCGCUCCUGCACCCCGUCUCAGCUACCCCUGCAACCCCUCUACGUCAUCCAGACCCAGUUGCAGUCUCCCCCUCAACCCACCCACCCCAUGCGCCCCCCCUCGCAGCCACACCUGCAGAUGCAGUUCCAGAAUGCUGUAGCCCCUCCCCAGGUGACCCCCCCUCCCUCCCACAGCCAAGCCGAGGCCCAGACCCCUCCCCACCUCCAGCCCCCCUCGCAGCCCCUCACCGAGGGCCCCCCACCCCAGGCACACGUGCAGCUGCAGCUGCAUUGCUCCCCACACCCACAGCCUCCCUUGCAGCCCGUCUACCAGACGGUCACUCUGACCGCCGAGCAGCAGCAGAGGUUCCAGAUGGUGACCAGUCAGUUACAGACCAUGGCCACACACCCCAACCCCAGUCCCCAGCACAAGACCAUGAUGGAGAAGCUGCAACAGAUGCAACACAGCAUCAUCCUGCAGGCCAAGCCGGGCAGUGGGCAGACUGGCCCAGGCCCUACGCCACUGACCAGCACUCCGCCCACCAUGCUGCUCUCCGGGCAGGGGCAGUCGCCCGGACCCCAGCCCCACCCCAUUCCCACCACCUCCACCCCCACCGGCCUGAAGCCCCUGCCCCAGGGAGCGGGUCAGGUUGCUCUCGCCUCCCUCCUGCAGCAAACCUCCGUCCUCAUCAAGACCACGGCAGGUACCACGGCCACAACCCGCUCUACGGACAGCAAGGUCAUCGCGGGGCCAAACUCGGCAUCUGCCGGUCACCUGCAGCAAGGAGCAGCUGUGCCGUUGCAGAUUAAACCUCUUGUGCAGCACCAGAUGCAGCCCUCGCUGCAGACCAAGACGGGGGUGAUCAGUUCGAUCUCAGGUCUGAACAUGAGCCUGUCCAAAGGGCCGAUCCAGAUCCAGCUCCUGGGGAAAGGAUUGACGCAGCUGGUGCCCGCAGGAACUGUGAGUGCCCACCAGAUGGAGAGUAAACUGGGAAGUUUGAAGACAUCCUUGACGCCCCAGCCCCCGAAGGAGUCCAUGCUGUUGGAGCGACUACGUGGAGAUCAGGAUGGCGUGCUACAACCCAACUGCAAGUCUCCAUUUCGGACUCACCAUGACACGUUGAGCCGGCUGCUGCCCUACCACCUGUACCAGGGAACGCUGCCCUCUGUGGACGAACACAGGAAUGUGGACGAGGAGUUUGAAGCCGUCUCGACACAGUUACUGAAGCGGACACAGGCCAUGCUACACAAGUACCGAAUGCUGCUGUUUGAGGAGGCCAGGCGGCUGAGUCCCUCGGCAGAGAUGGUGAUGAUUGACAGGAUGUUCAUCCAGGAAGAGAAAACCUCCCUCUCCACAGACAGACAACUGGCCAAAGACAAACCAGAUGAGUAUGUGGCCUCGUCGUCACGGUGCCACAACCUGCCCACCUCGUCUUCCCCGCCAUCCUCCUGCUCGUCGCUGCAGGAACCGCUGCGGCUGCCGUUGGUGGCGAGCUCGACGCCGGUCCACGGAACCAAGCUGGUGAUCAAGCAGUCGGGAGGGUCCCCGUGUGUGUCGUGGGCACGUGUGGGAGGUGGGCCGGAGGGGGGAGACGACGACACCUUGCACACACGCAGCCGCCCGCCUCCCAUGAAGACAUACGAGGCUCGCAGUCGCAUUGGUCUAAAGCUGAAGAUUAAGCAGGAGGCGGGUCUGAGCAAGGUGGUGCACAACACGGCACUCGACCCAGUACACCAACCGGUCAGCUCGGUCAUCCGCAGCACCGAGUGUCCAGCGGUCAGCGCCACUGCCCGGCAGCUCAACGGGGGCCUGGACCACCACGCCUCUCCCUCGCCCACCGAUCCCCACCCCCACCCCCCCACAGCCCAAUGCAAGCUGCCGCCCAGGAAGAGCCUACGCGAGGCACCGCCCAGCGGUCGCAGUGCCGCUGACCCUCCGGCCAGCUCCGGCCAACCGGACGACGGGCGCAAGGACGGACGCAGGGACGUGCUGGCCAAGUGUGAGCCCACUCCCGCCGGCCCCAGGCAGAGGACAGGCAGGGGCAGGGCGGAGGGGGGGGGCAGGAAAACUCGGACACAUGCCCACCCCCCACCUGCCCGUUGCGAGGAGCCCCCUGGGAGCAAGGAGGGCGAGGGGGGGCUGCGGGCAGCGCCGGAGGAGCUGGUGAGAGGCAUCAUCAAGGCCGAGCCCACCGAUGGCUCUUGGGAACUGGCCCUGCCCCCUCCAAAGAGGACCAAGUGCGAGUCGUUCGACAUGGACAACGCUAGCUUCUCCAGCGAUAGCCCCCAGGACGACACGUUGACAGAACACUUGCAGAGCGCCAUCGAUAGCAUCCUCAAUCUCCGGCAACCCCAGUCAUCCCUGGCUCCCCCUGUCUCCUCACCCUACCACGCCUCCGAGAUUAGCUCGCCCUUCUCCCCAACCACACACUCGGACACCUACCUUGCACCCAAUCGUAACGGUGGCCUUGGAGCUAGGACUUACACCAGAUGACUGGAGUACUGCUACAUCCCAACGUGCAGUAGCCAACAGAGGCACGGCGCUAACAAGAUGGUAUCCCUCUGUGUACCGACCUAAACAUUGCAUCCCAGAGAACAUGUCAUGCUUCUAGCAGAAGAUGCGGUGACAAGCCCCUGGUGUAGCUCUGAUGUGAUGGGAUGGCCAACCCUCACCUUGAGGUUAGCAACUAUUCCAGGGGUUGGGUGGAGACCAUACCUUUGUGUUGAAGACCUAAAGGUGUUGGGAGCUGAAGGGUGAUGAUUUCAAAUAGCUCACUAGAUGAUUGACCAAUGUACCUUAACCAAAAAAACAAAUCCACAUCCAAAUGUUUUGGUGUCUUCCUCUGGUCUCCUCCAGUCCAUUGUCACCAUGGCAUUGGGUUGGUGGCUGUGACAGACCCCAAAGUGCCUGGUCCACGAGUGAAAUGGUAUCUCCUUCACUUGCCCCGUGGCUCAGGGGUGCCCCCGCCCCAUGCCACCAAAGGACGAGAGAUCAUCGUGGCACCGUUACUUGGAUGAACCCAGUUUGGCACAGGCAUUGCCCGGAAAUCUAUUAUUUUUAAGCCUCACCAUGUUUUCUUUUGAACCGUUAAGAACAUUUCCUGCCAGCCUUGCCCCUGAUGUUGACAUCACUUCCCCACCCCAUUGUGUGCCACAGAUUGAUCCUCAGUAUUGCCAUUGAGCCUUUGAACAGUGAGGGACAAUGUAAAUGUCCCAUGUAAUGUUCCAACCUCUCUCAAAGCCUUGUCGUUCAGGGGCGAUAUCUCGCUGCCAUUCCCACCAGUCUUUGCUAAACUUCAUCUUCAGUACAAUCUCUGUGUCUGCAAUUGGUUACCUGAUCAAUCUCCCUCCUUUGUACUGAUCAUUACCUAGGUGGUGACCAGAUUUCAAUCGGUGUGGACACUUGGUCAACGUUUAUGUACCCACCAUCUCACCUGGAGAGGGAAGAUGAACCUUUACCUGAUUCCCCAGUUGUGCAUCACUGCCCGAUGAGGAUUGACCCAGACGGCUGGCUCAGUCCCCAGACCAGUCCACCCAGCUGGCUGGCUCAGUCCCCAGACCAGUCCACCCAGACGGCUGGCUCAGUCCCCAGACCAGUCCAUCCACAGGUAUUUCUCAGCAGUGGGUGUAGUGGAGUCUGUGGUGUUCCUUGGUCCUGGGUCACAGAGAGAGAGGCCCAUUGUGUCGUGCGUAAUGAUGGUUCCCAGCACAUGCGCCCGUUAGAGGCAGGGUCGGGGAGGCAGGGUCAGGGAGGGCAGGGUCGAGGAGGCAGGGUCGGGGAGGUAGGCCUGAGGGUAUAGAACGUGUGCUGUCUGUGGAGGCCAAAUAGAAGGGUGGGGAUUCUGGAUCUGGGCUGUGAUUCGAUGUGGUGUAACACGGGUGGGACAGCUGGGGAGUAAUGGGCCGAGUGGACUUUGCAAGCCUGUGUUAGCAGCGAGUUACCAUGCUGUUGCUAUUUGUGUUGGUAUCUUUCUGCCUGAGUGAUCUAUCUGAAGAAAUGUUUUGUUUGACUGCAUUCCCAAGAACCAUGCAGUCAGUAAAAUAUAUUUAUGGGAGGGAAGUGGAUGCAGGGGGAAUAUUACUAUCUACUUUUUUAAUUUAACAAUUAUGCAGAAUUCUGUAGCCCUUUAUUUUCACGGAAUAACAAUGGGUUGUGGACGGGGUUCGCCAGGGAGUUGUCUCUGGCCACACACCGCACCACCGGUCAGUGCUAGUGUCCACUCACCACUGGUCAGUGGCAGAGUGCCUCCUGUAUCUGUGCCCACACUGUCCCAGUCUCAGCAGUGGUGUGGGGAUGGGAUGGGUUGCAGCUCUGGGGCACGGGGAACGUGUACCCACAUCUGAUGCAAGGUCAUGGAGAACAGACUCAUCACAGUGUUGAUGCAUGCACACAGGGCUGCCCUCCCUCCUGUCAGUGUGUGUGUGUGUGUUUGGUUCGCUGCCUCGCUUGCAUGCAUCUCUCGAAUGUGUGAAUGUGUCCUAGUGUGUUUCUCCCUCUCCCUCCCUCCCCCCCCCCCCCCCCCCCCCCGUUUGUGUGACUCUUUCUCUCUCUGUCCGUGUCUGUGUGUGUGUCUCUCUCACUGUAUGUUCACACACGUCCCUCUGCUGAUAUUCUGUGGAUGUUUCUGAAGCUGCAUCUUGGUGACAUGGAUAAGCCAUUAGUGUUCAUUAAUGUCAAACACCUACCCCUCUAUACCCCCUCCACCCCCUCCCCCUCCAUACCUCCAUCCCCCUCCAUACCUCCAUCUCCACCCCCCCUCCCCCUCCAUCCUCCACCCCCUCAGAUCCACGGUGAUUUGUAUUCUGUACUUACAAAGGAAAAUGGGGAGAAUGUUGUUAAUGAUGUUGGAUAAAGGAUUGGAUUUGGAAUGAAGAUUUGUCCAGAGGACUUGCUUGGGAAGGGGCAGUUAUGGUUUUUGCAAAUGUCUUUUUUAAACGUUGGGAACUUCAAAGUAAUGUUUAAAUGCGGGGGAGGGGAGAGUUUAGAUGCGGGGGAGAGAGAGAGAGAGAUGCUUCACAUUUGGUUUGGUGAGUAUCCCGCCGUGCAAUGUCUAGAAAGCACCAUUGUGAAUGUUGGUCAUGUUUUGUUUUGCACUUGUGGGUGGGAUCAUGUCGUACAGUGCCAACAUACGGAAGCAAAAAAAACUCCAACUUCUGUUACAUUUUCUACUUGAAUGAGAUAUAAAAAUAUUUUUCCUGUUGCAGUUUUUUAAAAUGUCAGCAUUAUCGCCUGGAGUUUGAAAGUACAUUUGCAUCUUUGCAGAAUGGCAGUAUUUUGAAGCAGUGUUUCUUUGAUGUGCCAGUCCCCUUGUUGAGCAGUAAGUGGGUU
This is a messenger RNA of Amblyraja radiata (thorny skate), 8247 nucleotides long. It is a transcript of the gene bicra, whose product is annotated as BRD4 interacting chromatin remodeling complex associated protein. NCBI's taxonomy places the organism in Eukaryota, Metazoa, Chordata, Chondrichthyes, Rajiformes, Rajidae. The record is from RefSeq and is a predicted model, not a curated record. The transcript is spliced from 16 exons. Gene Ontology annotation, cellular component: SWI/SNF complex. Bases 523 to 5412 code for a protein of 1629 amino acids. Gene Ontology annotation, biological process: positive regulation of DNA-templated transcription.